This is a messenger RNA of Penaeus chinensis, 4774 nucleotides long. RefSeq names its product basic proline-rich protein-like. Gene Ontology annotation, biological process: positive regulation of transcription by RNA polymerase II. The record is from RefSeq and is a predicted model, not a curated record. The coding region runs from base 1 to 3687 and encodes 1228 amino acids. Gene Ontology annotation, molecular function: transcription coactivator activity. Lineage: Eukaryota; Metazoa; Arthropoda; Malacostraca; Decapoda; Penaeidae. Gene Ontology annotation, cellular component: RNA polymerase II transcription regulator complex. The transcript is spliced from 5 exons.
AUGGCUUUAAGUGAACUUGAUGAAUCUGAAAAAUUCUGUUCAAUCGAGUGUCGUCGAUGUUGCCAAAUCUACAGGUUUAUCAGUGGGAAAAGGUUCGGCAAGGAAGAUCAAUGUACGAUUCUGAAAUCCGGUUCACAUUCAGUCGAGCUUACACAUGCUCCCACGCACUCAUCUCUCUUCGAGCCGAACUUAAAGGGCUCGGACAAGCUAAUUCAUUGGGAUCAAAUUACGAAAGAAGUCGAAUGUGUCCCAGACUCCUGGCAUGGAAUGACAUCACGAGCCGCCAAUACCAGUGAUCAAAACGCUGGAAAUGACAAUAGAUCGAUAUGGCUGCUCCUCUUCGUCCUGUUGGCCCUUUGCAUAGACUUCUCAGAAGAAUCCCAAAGACCAAGCUUACGUUCCAGGCCAAGACCACAGUACCGGCCACAGAGGAAACCACAGCAGAAGAGCAGACCACACCGGAACAGACCACGACCUCACGGAAGGCCAAAACCUCAUUACGGUCGUCCACCUAAACCAAGUUACGGACCUCCCCCUAAAGCCCCUGCUCCUAGCUACGGACCACCACCUAAGGCACCUUCCCCAAGCUACGGCCCGCCACCUAAAGCACCCUCCCCUAGCUACGGACCACCACCCAAGGCACCUUCCCCGAGCUACGGACCACCACCCAAAGCACCUGCUCAGGAUUACGGAGCACCUCCAAGUAAUGAAUACAGUGCACCAGAACCGUCAGGUUAUGGUCCUCCAAAAUCCUCAAGCAUUGUUUCUGGUGGAUAUGGAGCCUCUGAAGCCCCUAGUACGUCCUAUGGAGCCCCUGAAGAACCAAGUCCUUCUUACGGAGCCCCUGAGGCCCCUAGUCCCUCUUACGGUGCUCCUCAAGCUCCUAGUCCCUCCUAUGGAGCUCCUGAAGCUCCUAGUCCCUCCUAUGGAGCUCCUGAAGCUCCGAGCCCAUCUUAUGGGAGCCCGGAAGUUCCGAGUCCCACUUACGGUGCGCCAGCUCCAGCACCAAGUUAUAGCCCCCCUGCCCCUGCCCCGAGUUACAGUCCCCCAGCCCCUGCACAGAGUUACGGCGCACCAGCUCCUGAACCAGCACAAUCCUACUCGCCACCGGCACCCUCGCCUUCUUACUCACCGCCUGCUCCUGCCCCAUCACCUUCCUAUUCAGCUCCCGAACCAGCGCCCUCUCAGUCUUACUCGCCACCCGCCCCUUCGCCCUCUUACUCAGCCCCUUCGCCAGCCCCGUCGCCGUCCUAUUCUGCUCCACAACCAUCCCAGUCAUAUUCACCGCCAGCCCCUUCGCCUACUUACUCAGCCCCUUCGUCAGCCCCUUCGCCUUCUUACUCAGCCCCUUCGUCAGCCCCUUCGCCUUCUUACUCAGCCCCUUCGUCAGCCCCUUCGCCUUCUUACUCAGCCCCUUCGUCAGCCCCUUCGCCUUCUUACUCAGCACCUUCCCCUGCACCUGAGCCGUCACAGUCUUACCUCCCACCCUCGCCAGCACCUUCGCCCUCAUAUUCAGCACCGUCUCCAGCGCCUUCGCAAUCUUACUCACCUCCAGCUCCAGCAGCAUCUUACUCGCCUCCAGCUCCAGCAGCAUCUUACUCGCCUCCAGCUCCAGCAGCAUCUUACUCGCCUCCCUCACAGUCCUACUCUUCCCCCACAGAGCAGAGCUACAGGCCGCCUCCCUCUCCUCCUCUUCCUCUGGACUACGAUGCAGCCAUUCCUACUGAAAGUUAUUCGGAGCCAGAAGCCCCGUCUAAUAGCUAUGAAGCUCCAGCACCAGCUGCCCCAUCUGGCGGGUAUGGAGCUCCUCCAGCACCAGCUGCCCCAUCUGGCGGGUAUGGAGCUCCCCCAGCACCAGCUGCCCCAUCUGGCGGGUAUGGAGCCCCACCGGCACCAGCUGCCCCAUCUGGCGGGUAUGGAGCUCCCCCAGCACCAGCUGCCCCAUCUGGCGGGUAUGGAGCUCCCCCAGCACCAGCUGCCCCAUCUGGCGGGUAUGGAGCUCCUCCAGCACCAGCUGCCCCAUCUGGCGGGUAUGGAGCUCCCCCAGCAGCAGCUGCCCCAUCUGGCGGGUAUGGAGCUCCUCCAGCACCAGCUGCCCCAUCUGGCGGGUAUGGAGCUCCCCCAGCACCAGCUGCCCCAUCUGGCGGGUACGGAGCCCCACCUGCACCAGCUGCCCCAUCUAACAGCUAUGAAGCCCCUGCUCCAGCUGCCCCAUCUGGCGGGUACGGAGCCCCACCUGCACCAGCUGCCCCAUCUGGCGGGUAUGGAGCCCCAGCAGCACCAGCUGCCCCAUCUAACAGCUAUGAAGCCCCUGCUCCAGCUGCCCCAUCUGGCGGGUAUGGAGCACCACCUGCUCCAGCUGCCCCAUCUGGCGGGUAUGGAGCUCCUCCAGCACCAGCUGCCCCAUCUGGCGGGUAUGGAGCUCCUCCAGCACCAGCUGCCCCAUCUGGCGGGUAUGGAGCUCCUCCAGCACCAGCUGCCCCAUCUAACAGCUAUGAAGCCCCAGCUCCAGCUGCCCCAUCUGGCGGGUACGGAGCCCCACCUGCACCAGCUGCCCCAUCUGGCGGGUAUGAAGCCCCUGCUCCAGCUGCCCCAUCUGGCGGGUAUGGAGCCCCACCGGCACCAGCUGCCCCAUCUGGUGGGUAUGGAGCCCCUCCAGCACCAGCUGCCCCAUCUGGCGGCUAUGGAGCCCCUCCAGCACCAGCUGCCCCAUCUGGCGGGUAUGGAGCCCCUCCAGCAUCAGCUGCCCAAUCUAAUAGCUAUGAAGCCCCUGCUCCAGCUACCCCAUCUGGCGGGUACGUAGCACCACCGGCACCAGCUGCCCCAUCUGGCGGGUACGGAGCACCCCCGGCACCAGCUGCUCCAUCUGGCGGGUAUGGAGCCCCUCCAGCACCAGCUGCCCCAUCUGGCGGGUACGGAGCCCCACCGGCACCAGCUGCCCCAUCUGGCGGGUAUGGAGCUCCUCCAGCACCAGCUGCCCCAUCUAACAGCUAUGAAGCCCCUGCUCCAGCUGCCCCAUCUGGCGGGUAUGGAGCACCACCUGCUCCAGCUGCCCCAUCUGGCGGGUAUGGAGCUCCUCCAGCACCAGCUGCCCCAUCUAAUAGCUAUGAAGCCCCUGCUCCAGCUGCCCCAUCUGGCGGGUACGGAGCACCACCGGCACCAGCUGCCCCAUCUGGCGGGUAUGGAGCACCACCAGCACCAGCUGCCCCAUCUAAUAGCUAUGAAGCCCCUGCUCCAGCUGCCCCAUCUGGCGGGUAUGGAGCUCCACCAGCACCAGCUGCCCCAUCUGGCGGGUAUGGAGCACCACCUGCUCCAGCUGCCCCAUCUGGCGGGUAUGGAGCUCCACCAGCACCAGCUGCCCCAUCCGGCGGGUACGGAGCACCACCUUCUCCAGCUGCCCCAUCUGGCGGGUAUGGAGCUCCACCAGCACCAGCUGCCCCAUCUGGCGGGUACGGAGCACCCCCGGCACCAGCUGCCCCAUCUAGCGGGUAUGGAGCACCACCUGCUCCAGCUGCCCCAUCCGGCGGGUAUGGCGCCCCUUCAGCGCCAGCUCCAGCGACGCCAUCUGAUAGCUAUGGAACACCGAAUUCUUUCCCUUCCUCAGGUUUCUUUGGCAAUGAUUUCAAUUUCCCAUCUUUCGCUGAUUUGUUUGCUGAUGACCAAUGGGGUGAAAAAGUCCAAAAUUAAAAACAUUUCAGGUUUCUUUUCAGGCAUCUAAAGCAUGUUUUUUUUUUUCACAUCAAUUAUGUAUUCACGAUGUUUUUUGUUUUUUUAUUUUUAUUUUUUAUUUUUUGGAUGUCCAGAAGAAUUUGAAUCUAAAAAAAUAUGAAUUAUCUUUAUUACGAUAGUCUAGCCUAAUAAGAAGUUUUCCAGGGAGGGCAGAGAAUCAUAUAGAUGGAUGUAUAUAACAUGAUUUUGUACAAAACAAAUAUUCCUUUUUCCAUGUCUAUUUCUUUUCUUUUUUCAACCUCUUCGUUGAAUCAUUUGGCUACAUUCAUAAAUCAUAAAUUACAGAUUUUCGACUCUACCCACUGUCAGUUAUAUUAUUGUUUUCAAAUGACAGAGCUUUACCAUGUGCAAGUUCUACCUGUAUGCUGCAUUAUCUAAUUGUUGAUCGAUGUAACCCGUGUUGAAGGGCAGAAGAAGAAUGUAUAGCAUAAUGGUACUACAAUUGGUCUUAGCAUCUGGAUAAGUAUGUGGAAUUAGUUAAACUACUAUAUACACUUUCUUACAAACUUGAAUGUCACACACAAUGUAUCAGUUACUGGAAUGGAUAUCAGACGAGAUAUCAGUUAUCAAUAGAUGUUCUAGUUCCUCCAGUAAACUAAGAUGAAAGAGCAUUGUCAUAAUGGAUUCCUUGUUUCCCUGGCGUUAUACCUGUCCAAAUAAUACAGUGUUAAUUGGAAAGGUCAUGGUGACAAGUGAUUUCCUAAGACUGUUUGCUUUAUUUGGCAAUAAUUGCCUGUUCAACGGGUGUAUAUACAUAUAUAUUUAUGUGUAUUUCUCAAACAACCAUUGUGCGGCUGUCGUUAGUGAGUGACAGAAAUGAAAUCAGUGAAAGGGGCCAAAACUCUAAAAAGCUGUUCCUUGUUGUUCUGUUGCGUAUAUGCUUUCUGCUGUUUUCUAUAUGUACUGUAAAUGUCACAUGUUUCUUUGUUAAAUGUAGACUGCACUCACAGAGGUCUUCGAUGAUUGUGCUUUAGAGCUGAUGUAUAUACUUCCUGGUCUUGGUUAUGUAGUCUACAGUUGUUUCUUUAAUAAAGAUAUAUAUGUA